UCUGCCCGCACUCUCCCCUCAGUCACCCGCUCGGGUAAGCGAGCGUUGCACAUGAGAUACGUGAACCUAACAGCUGAACUACGGCCGAGUACUCUCUUUUCCUAGUGAUUGUUACUGUGGCACAAUACACUCCGCGCACCUCAGCCCACGAGUCCUUGUAUGGGACCCUACCGGUGAAAGACAAACGUGAUCACUGAGGAACUUUAUUAUUACUGCUUUAGACUAUCAAACUUAAAGCUUGUACUACAGCUUCGCGUGCCGGUUCGCCAGGCUGAAACGCGACUUGCCAGCAACAGGUCGGUCAUCAUGAAGGAGAUGAAACUGAAGGAGCGGGAGCAGUGGAGCAGCAAGCUGGACUUCCUGCUGUCUGUGAUCGGCUUCUGUGUGGGUCUAGGCAACGUGUGGCGGUUCCCAUACCUCUGCUACAAGAACGGUGGCGGAGCCUUCCUGAUCCCCUACUGCGUGUGUGCCCUGCUGGGCGGGCUGCCCAUGUUCUUCCUGGAGGUGGGCAUCGGCCAGUUUAUGAGCGAGGGCGGGAUAUCUGUCUGGAAGAUGUCCCCGCUCUUCCAGGGUAUCGGCUUUGCGGCCAUCGUGGUGUGUAACUGGCUCAACGUGUACUACAUCGUCAUCAUCGCCUGGGCCCUCUACUACUUCAUCUUCUCCUUCCAGGCCGAGCUUCCAUGGACCACCUGUGACAACUGGUGGAACACGGAAGCAUGCGUGUCGUUCGCGGGAGUCGCGAACCACUCCCUCAUCCAUGAACUCAAAGCUAACAACAUCACACCCAAGGACUCUGUCGUCGAGUUCUGGGAUAAUCGCGUCUUGCAAAUCACGGACGGUGUGGACGUCCUCGGCACUAUGGUCUGGCCUCUGUUUGGCACUCUGCUCUUCUCGUGGGUGUGCACCUACUUCGCCAUCUGGAAGGGCGUCAAGGUUACCGGCAAGAUCAUGUAUUUCACAGCAACUUUCCCGUAUGUGAUGCUAACGGCUCUGCUGGUCCGUGGGGCGACGCUGCCAGGGGCUGCAGAGGGUAUUCGAUUCUACCUCGAGCCCAAAUGGGAGAAAAUCCUCGAUUAUCAGGUGUGGAAUGAUGCUGGUACGCAGGUCUUCUACUCGUACGCUGUGGCUCUUGGUGGCAUGGUCGCUCUUGGCUCCUACAACAAGUUCAACAACAACUUCAUGAAGCAGUGUGCCAUCUUGUGUGCUUGUAACUCCGGAACGUCUCUCUUCGCUGGGUUUGGAAUCUUCAGUAUCCUCGGCUUCAUGAGCUACCAACUGGAGCUGCCCAUGGAAGAGGUGGCUGAGGCUGGUCCUGGGCUAGCCUUCAUUGCUUAUCCUAAGGCCAUGGCAUCCAUGCCUCUGGCUCCCCUCUGGUCUGCACUCUUCUUCUGUAUGAUCCUCAUGGUCGGCCUUGACUCUCAGUUCGUCCAGGUGGAGUCUGUGAUCACUGCCAUCGUUGAUUUGUUCCCCGACUUCCUGCGUGUGGGCCGCCGACGUGAAGUCCUGGUAGGAUUCGUCUGCCUCUUUGACUUUGCCAUUGGCUGUACAAUGGUCACUCAGGGUGGAAUGUACGUCUUCCAAAUCUUCGACUCAUACUCUGCAAGUGGCAUCAUCUUGCUCUCCAUCUGUUUCUUUGAGUGUAUAGUCAUCGCCUGGGUGUAUGGCGCCAAGCGCUUCUCUGACAACGUGAUGAUGAUGCUGGGCCACGCUGUCAACCCCUUCUUCAUGAUCUGCUGGCGGUUCAUCACUCCACUUCUCACCUUUAGUAUGGUUAUCUUUGCCAUGGUGUUCCAUACACCCUUGACCUAUAACAAGACCUAUGUGUAUCCUGUGUGGGCACAAGCCCUGGGCUGGCUCCUGGUGGUUGGUUCCUUGACAUGGAUCCCUGGAUAUGCACUUUACAAGUUCUUCCAGUAUCCGGGUACCUUCAGAGAGAAGUGGAUUGCUUCUACACGCCCAAUCUUGAAAGCCCACCAUCUCAGACCCCAGGACUGGCAGGAUAACCCUGAGCUCCAGUACAAGAAAACUUUAACUAUGGACCCACUCACAGAAACUGCAUAAACGUUCCUCAGCUGCAGAUUCCUCAAAGUUUCCACAAUGAAAUAAGUGAAGGAAAUAAAGAAACAUCCUUUUGCUUCAUCCGAGAUGUUUCAGUACCAGAGAUCCUCACUCUAUGUACUGAUACAGUACAUGAAUCACUAUAUGCCCCACUACAGGGGUGACAGAACGGUCACCUGUAUGCCUUGCUUUAGGGGCAAGUAACAGGAUACAUGUCUACAAGGUGUUGGCAAUUGCAGUUAAUCCAUAUUUAAUGUGGAUUUACAUUGUCAUGCACACUGUGGUCUAUAAGAAUCAUGGAGUCUUCAUACAUAUAGUUAUGUUACUUCAGAUCUGCUACAAGCAACUAGCCAGGAUGUAUUGUUAUUAACUAAUUUAUAAGGUGAAAAUAAGUAUGAAUUUAAUUACUACAGUAUUCAAAAUGAAGAGCAAAUUGUAUUACCUAUAAAUUGAACAGUGAUUCUGGUACUUCUUGUGUACCAUAUCCUGGUCAGCUAAUUUAGGCAGGGCACGUGCAGUAUUUGUAUGAAGUAUUAACAGGUAGAAGCACUAGUGACAGCUACACACCUGCCACACUAUCAUCAUAUGACCCUGCUUGAUAACAAUGGCGCAGCCCAAUGUUGACACAAUACAUCAAUGAGAACAUUGUCCUCGUGCAAGUAAUUUCAGUAUUAAAACACGUCUAUUGACAGACACUGCACAAAUAUUAAUGUUGGUGUUCCUGGAAAAGUAAAAAAUCACUCACACAGUGCAUGUGUCAGAGGAUAUUGUUUCUCCAUUAAAGGCCAUGUUAAGUACGAUUGUUUCUCCAUUAAAGGCGAUGUUAAGUAAGAUUCAGAAGCAUCUGAAGCCAAGCUCUGGUUGCUACUAGGCUACACAGUAUUGGAAUUUUUAGCCUGUUUUGUGCUGUACGAUAUUAGAAUUAAGCCCCUAAGAGGGAAUGAGUUUAAGUACUAUAUAGAAAUUCUAUGUAGGAAGUGUUCAAAGUAUAUAUUUAGGUUGUGUCAGAUGCUGAAACAGCAUCGAUCAUCAAGAAUUUGCCACAUUUUGAUCUGUUAAUUUCCCAUCUGACAUUUGUUUAUAGUCAUUGUUCUCAUCCUUCUCAUGCCUCAUUGACUUUGUGCAUAUUCAGUAGUUAUUAAUUGUAUCAUAUAUUUUCAUGUGUCAUAUAUUACAAAUAUACAUAGCUUCAUAAUGCUAUCCAUACAUAAUUCGUAACACCAUGCUAAGACGUUUCUUAAUUGGUUGAGUGAACUGGCCAAGAAUAAUCAUGAAAGAAAAGGCCAUUCUCAGCUGGUUUCCUCUAACCACUGUUAUGUUACACAUAAUUAGCCUUCAGUCUGUCACACAUAUUUGAGUUUAUUUUAUAACGAAGUUUGUUGUAACGGCUUGUGGAACUAAUUGAUCUGUUUGGGUCCAGCUACUUCAAGGUUCCAAUAUUAGAUCCUCUGAGCAGCACACAUCAACCCCUUUGAGCUAAAUACAAUGUAUGAAUGCACUCUUUUUUAUUGAGCAGGAAAUGAACCUGCAAGCAACAGGACAGAGACAUAAACGACUGGUUUUGGCUUGCAUAAAACAUUUUCAAUGAGAUGUCUUAGAUACAACUGACAUGGGUACUCAAGAUUUUGUGAAUAUCAAUAUUGAUUGGAGGAGUGCCAAAAAUGACUAAGACUGUCAAUUUAGAAAACCAGGAUUGCUGCAGCAAAUUGUAGUUACACGUGGCAACUUUGCCAAACAGAUAAACCUACAGGGUUUACACCAAGCUGGGAAAAUUUAUCAGGAAAGUUGAUAACUUUGCACCACAGCCCAAGGUAACAUUUCACCUUGCAUUCAGGGAGUAUGAAGAUCACAUCUGAGCUCUGUGAACCCCCAUUAAUACAGUACUGCCUCCCAGUUGCUGCGAGUGCUUAGCCUCACACAUGGUUCCCAGUUGUUGAGUGCGAGUGCAAAGCUAAACAUGUGGCUCAUGGUUGAGUGAGUGAGUGCUUAGCUUCACACAAGGCUCUCAGUUGAUGAGUGCAGUUAAACUUCUCUAUAAACUAUUUUUAUUUAUUCACUCCAGUUUUUUAUUCAUUAUAUGCAUACAUUAAUUGCCAUUGGUAUAUUACUUGUUUUAUAGUCAACAUAUUUAUUGCAAAAUAUUUUUGUAUAUCAUGUUAGCAUACAUUUUAAAUCAUGUUAUGCUGUAUUUAAAUUUUUAUUUAAAACUUCAAUGUUUUUUCAAUUAAAUAUUCAUCUUCCUAUCCACACAUAAUUUGAAGUCAGAAAUUAACAUAACUUUCGUAUAGCUGUACUAUACUUUAUUUUUUCACAUUUUACAUGAAUUUUUAAUAUUAGAAAAUCAAGGUUCCUGUUAUUAGGGGCUUUCUCUAUUGAAUAUUUGACAGGUUGAAAAAUUUAAGAUUAUUUGAACUAAUGACUUCCUGUAUGACCAUCACCAUUUCUCCAUUACAAAUAUAGCAACACGUAGUGUAAACCUGUUUCUGCCAUCACAAACACCAGAAACCUGCAGGGUAAACCCAUUCAGUUUUCCCAUCACAAACACCAUCAACCUGUAAGGUAAACGCAUUCAAAUUUUGCAUCACAAAAACAAACAGCAGCAACCUGUAGGGUAAACCCAUUCAGUUUUCCCAUCACAAACAGCAGCAACCUGUAGGGUAAACCCAUUCAGUUUUCCCAUCACAAACACCAGCAACCUGUAGGGUAAACCCAUUCAGUUUUCCCAUCACAAACACCAGCAACCUGUAGGGUAAACCCAUUCAACUUUUGCCAUCACAAAACAAACAGCAGCAACUUGUAGAUUAAACCCAUUCAAGUUUUCUAUGUUUCACUCACACUUGAAAAUAAUCACUUCUCAAAACUAUAUUUAAUUGUUAAAAUGUAAACAGACUGUGCUAGGCUCAGAGAAGGGGCAGAAAAAAGAAUUUUUGCAGUAAUCAAUUGAGCUCUUUCCUGACUUUUCUUAAGCUUGGCCUUAAAUGUAGCAUGGAGCUAGAAUCAGAAAAUGAUUGAAAGGAAAGUGGUCUAUUGGCUAGCUGCAAAACUAUAUUUUCUUACUGUAAAAUAAAUAUAUGGUGUUAAAUGAUAAAUAAAUAACAAUAAAUUC
Procambarus clarkii (red swamp crayfish) is the source of this 5164-nucleotide messenger RNA. RefSeq names its product sodium- and chloride-dependent GABA transporter 2. Gene Ontology annotation, biological process: sodium ion transmembrane transport. NCBI's taxonomy places the organism in Eukaryota, Metazoa, Arthropoda, Malacostraca, Decapoda, Cambaridae. The record is from RefSeq and is a predicted model, not a curated record. Gene Ontology annotation, cellular component: plasma membrane. Gene Ontology annotation, molecular function: gamma-aminobutyric acid:sodium:chloride symporter activity.